This is a messenger RNA of Psilocybe cubensis, 2682 nucleotides long. RefSeq lists its product as uncharacterized. NCBI's taxonomy places the organism in Eukaryota, Fungi, Basidiomycota, Agaricomycetes, Agaricales, Agrocybaceae. The record is from RefSeq and is a predicted model, not a curated record. Bases 1 to 2682 code for a protein of 893 amino acids. Gene Ontology annotation, cellular component: mitochondrion. Gene Ontology annotation, molecular function: protein-containing complex binding. The transcript is spliced from 7 exons.
AUGACGUUUCGUGUAGAAAAGGGUGGCACCCUUUUCAGGCCAGUGGUGAAAUCAAGGGCCCGGACUGCGAACAGCUCUCGACAGGCAUCUGUUGCCGCCGGAGAGCAACUCAGAUUGGAGGCAAGACAAGAAACUCCACACGAAGAAGGAACAUCGUCUCACUUGACGAGCUCUCAAAGUCGAAACCAGAAAGAGCAUUCCAUCAGCCAGCAGCCAGAGCCAGAUCCGGUCAACAGGAUAAACGUUUGUUCUCAAGAUCCAUUCACUAUACCUUCCCAGCCUCCUCCUCCAGUCCCUACGGCAGCUGCAUCACUUAUAGGCAUUCCCACUGUACCCAUCCGACGGUCUACUCCAAUUAUUGUGCAGACUCGCAAUACUUCGAAUUCGAGGCCCAUCAGCUCACUCGGAUCUACCACUAAUGGUAAUAACCAUACGAAUACUGUGGACUCCACGAUCAAUCAUGACAGUUUUUCUGUAGAAUCAAUACAAGUUGAUGAAUCGAGGGCCAUUCCUUUGAGUAGCAUUAGGUCCUCCCAAUCUACAGGAGAACCCACAGCAAACCCUACAGCAGCGCUAACGAAUUCCAAUUCAGCGACUGCCACCAUAGGCGAGGCGAACCCAUUGGAUCAUAAUGCGAAAGGGAAAGGUCGCCGUAAAAGUCUAGAAGUGACUGGCUCCAAGAAGCGGAAGCGGCGCAAGGGAGAAAGUCAAGAAGGGGAAGAUGUCGAAAAUGCAGAGGAUGUACCUCCUACGAAACAUCCCCGCUCUCGUGCCUCUAGCAGCACACCACGUCCUAGAAAACGCGUACCAUCUCCUCCACCUUACGACCCCGACGCCGACCCAGGGGAGGAUAUUGACCCGACAACUGUUACGAUGGCCUCAUUGUGCACUGAUACAGGUCAAGGAAGAGUUAGUAAAAAGGCUGCUGAAAUACUGAGCAACCACGCAGCUUGGAAAAUAAAAAACCGUGAAAAAAGAGCACGCAUGAAACAAAUAAUGGAAGCAAAGAAAUAUGGAAGAGAGGAGGAAGCGGAAGCGGAACUGAACGCAGAAUCUUCCACUGCAGAAAACGGUACCACGCCAGCACAAGAGAAUGCUUCCGCCCAUCAUACCGUCACAGAUGAUACAGGAAAUGGUUUCGAUUAUUCCCAAGACUUAACAACAAGUCGUUUCAAUGUUCAAGUUCGCAUCGGACCAAAUGGCGAGACAAUAAUUGAUGAAAACUCCCUUGUGGUAGAUCGUGUCGAAGACGAUGGGACAGAGAAUUAUACCCAUGUUGUUGAGUCGGACCAUACCAAAUUUGUGAAUUCUGGGACCUAUAGCAAACGCUACCGUGGCUCGCGCUGGAGUGCUGAGGAAACCGAGUUGUUUUAUGAUGCUCUUUCUCAAUAUGGGGAAAAUUAUGAGCUAAUUGCCUAUGUCCUGCCCGGUCGCGAUAGAAAAUCGUGUAAAAACAAAUUCAAAGUGGAAGAUAAAAGAAAUCAUGCAAGAAUCAACCACUGUCUUAAUAACAGUAUCCCAGUUGACAUGACAACGCUCUCCAGAAUGACUGGCAAGGAUUUUACAGGUCCUGUGCCGGAAAUACGUGCACCGACGCCACUUCCCCAGAUACCUCCCGCUGAAAACGAUUCUGUAGAAAACACACCAGUACAAUCCACCGUUAAAAAACGUAGUCGCAGCAAAAGUCACGGUUUAGAUAGCGGUGUCGUGGUAAUUGGCGAUGCAGAAACUUUUUCAUCAGGUCGCCAUAUUGCCAAGUCAAUUACGACUAACACGGCCCAAGGAAGGCUUCCCGUAAGGAUCCAAAUAUCUUCUCGUAACCCUUCCAAAAUCUUUGAGUCACUUCAAUUCGACAAAAACAUCCCACAAGACUAUCUUUUGCCACCUGUAUCUGUUGAUAUCACCAAUCCGUCGACCCUUCAGACCGCAUUUCAAGGGGCUAAUGUGAUAGUAUCCCUUGUUGGAAUUAUGCAUGGCACACCUCAAGAGUUUGAAAGGAUACAGCUUCAAGGCGCAGAAAACGUAGCAAGGGCGGCAAAAGAGGCGGGUGCGAAACUAAUACAUAUCAGUGCCAUUGGCGCAGAUCCUCAUAGCAGUAUACCGUACUGGAGAACCAAAGGCAUGGCCGAAAAUUCCAUAUUCAGAAUCGAUCCCAGCUCAACGAUAAUUCGUCCAAGCCUUAUUUUCGGGCCAGAAGAUGAUUUUUUUAACCGUUUUGCUAGGCUUUCGAGUUUUCUUCCGUUUUUGCCCGUUUUUGGCGGGGGAAAAGCCCGUUUCCAGCCUAUAUAUGUAGGGGAUCUGGCCCUACUUGUCGCCUAUCUAUCUACAAGUAAAGACACUCGCCUUCUGAAGUUGUUUGAAGGCAGAGUGAUUGAAGCCGGCGGUCCUCAAACGUUUACAUAUAAGGAACUGAUGCAAAUGGUGCUGGAUGUAACGGGACGGAAACGUCUCAUUAUUUCUUUACCCUUUGUUGUUGGAACUUUGCAAGGCGCUCUUUUGGAAAAACUUCCUGUGAACCUGUUUACGGUAACGCGAUCCCAGGUUGAACAGUUGCGCUUCGACAAUGUUAUUAAUCAACCUAUGCCGCCGGAUCAUAUUUCACUGCAAGAUGCUAUUCGACAUUUUGGGCCUAAUGGACCGUUGCGGACUGUCGCCGAAGUUUUGCCCACCUAUCUUCAUUAA